This is a messenger RNA of Paramecium tetraurelia, 1212 nucleotides long. RefSeq lists its product as uncharacterized. The record is from RefSeq and is a predicted model, not a curated record. The transcript is spliced from 2 exons. NCBI's taxonomy places the organism in Eukaryota, Ciliophora, Oligohymenophorea, Peniculida, Parameciidae.
AUGAAUUAAGAUUCAAGCUAUUAACAUGAUUACACAGUAGAUAUUAAACAACUAAAGGCGAUAAAUAGGAAAUAAUCGUAGGUAUGGGAUACUAUGAUAGAAUCUUAUCAAAAAAAAAUUUGUCAUCUAAAAUAGAAAGUUAAGAUUGAAAAAACAUAACAAAUGCAAUCAGAAAAUAAAUAAUAAUUGUAUCAAUAACAAUGUCUUGCAGCAGCAAACGCUUACUAGUUGGAUUUAUUUGAGCUAAGAAAAAAAGAUCUUAAAAAUCAAUUUGAGUCAAACAAGGCUAAUUUAAAUGAAUAGAUCGAUGAAAUUAAAAAAUCGUAUGAAUAAAUAAGUAAAAAUCUAUAGCCGCUUCCCUAAGAAUAGCCAAAAGAAUGUUCAUUUAUUGCAGCUGCUAGUUCUGAUUACACAUUAGUACUUGCAUUAGUUAAAAAAAAUAAUUAGAGAACUUUCAUUUCUUUAUAAAGCUUUUACCCUGAAUGUUACAUAUCUAAUUAUUAAGAUUGUGAAAAUAUAUCUGUGAUUGCAAUAAAAGAUAUCAGUUACUAAGCAUUCAGAAACUAAAUUUAAAAUAAAUUACUAUUAGCAAAUGCUGAUAAUAAGACUAUUAACUGUUAUAUGGUUAGUUAUGACAAGGAUAAGCUGUCCAAAGAAUUGAUUUUUUAAUAAGAGUUAGAACAUAAUAUUGAUUUGAUUCAUAUCACUAAGAACUUAUAAGUUUUUGUAAUCAGCAAACUGGGGGGUUUUGUUUAUUUAUUGAAUAAGAAUAAGAAAAAAUUAAUUUAUUAAGUAGGCCAUGUGAUUUGUGAAUCAAUAUAUCUUGAAAGUGAUGAUAUUUUAAGAGUUUCAAACCAAUUUAUGAUUAUCACUAUUUCGAAUUUGUCAUCAAUUUAAGAAGAUUAUGAAUAUGUUGAAUUGAGAACAGAGGAGUUUUCAGCACUGCUUUAUUUUCAUACAAAUUUACCAUCUCGUCAUUUGAAGUAUAUCUCACACCCAUAGAUUAUAAAUAAAUAAUAUUUUGUUUAUGUGAAAAAGAAUUAAGUUAGAGUUUAUGACUAUAUAGCCAAAGAUAAGAAAAAGUUUAAUGUAUCAACUCAAAACAUUCAAAUUGAAUUUCUCAACUACUUUGAGAAGACUAAUAGAUUAGUAUUUUGUGAUAGUUAGGGAUAAUCAUACAAAGUGGAAAAAUUUACAAAUCUAAUUGGGUGA